UCCUCUUCUCCUCUUGCUGGACUACAGCUACUGGGGGGCUGUCUGCUCGCACGUAGACGCAGCCGCCACCACCAUCGGCACCAACCACCCUUCCGUGCUGCUCGAACAACAACAACAUCAGUUGUUGCUGCUGCUGGAACCAUUAUUUACAACCACCACCACCAAUUAAAAGUUGCCUAACCGCUCAUCCUCUCUAGAAGCUGCUCCGCCGAAGCGAUCGAUCUCGACUUGGGCUCCAUUCACCACGAGACUCGAUCUCGGCAACGACCGAUUCCACCAUCUCAGUCGUCGGCGGGUUUUUUUUACUUUUCACGAGGCUACUUGCGAUUCCCCAUUGGCGAAGAGGGGGCCCACCCAGCCAACGUUCCAUCAUCUUGGCACCUCCACCAGGGGUCCACCAUCUCGGAGCAUCUGCGCCGUCAACUCUGCGGUCCAUCAAGCGCCACCGACGUUCUACACCAGCAGCAUCACUCACCCCCGCGCUCGACUUUCGGCUCUUUAACUGCUGCCAACCACCACCAGCAUCAGCACCAAGCAGGCUUUGCGAGAGCUGCCACUCAUUGUUCAACGCCGGCUGCACACCUCCUCCAUUCGAGGUGGAGGAGGAGGGGGUGACGAUGUGGAGCAUGGCCACGUGCCUGGGAGGUUGAUCACUUUGGCCGCGCCGAGCGUUGUCGAGGUGGAGCGCGAGUUGAACUUGAAGACCUUCAAGUCACCAGAAGCUCGAGUUCCAAAGUCUUGACGCCGUGCACGAACACUAUAACUUGACGCCGAGUUCGCUGCCUUCACUACCAGCAGCACCACCACCAACCUACUGGCUCGUCCACCAUGGCCCUCCACAUGUCGGCCGAUGGCCUCCUGAGCGUGCAUGGCAAGGAAGACUCAAAGUGUCCUCCGACGCCAGAAGAUCAGGACGAGGGAGAGGAGGGCGCCUUCCACCUCCUGCCCAAGUCGUCGCCACGCUUGCCCAGGCGAUCUUCCAACGACGACCUGGAGGUGGGAAGUGGGACGGAACCAACGAGCCCGUUGAUACCUACGUCUCCUUCCAUCGGCUCGCCCAGGAGACGGGUCUCCUUUGCGGACAACUUUGGACUGGAGCUGACCGCGGUGAAGUUCUACGACGAAGCCGAGGUGCCGGAGGUCCCCGAAGCGAUUCUCGACCCGCUCCGGGAUGAGACCGACGACGAUGUGAUGAGGAGGUUGACGUUGAGAUUCAGGAGCUGCGACGUGAUGAGCGCCGCCACCAACUCGACCUCCCCCAUCUCGCCCCCCUCCGCGUGCAAAGGCCACCUCUUUUUGAAACCCAACUUUGAUGUCCCGUCUAGCAGGUCCGACCUCCUGGCCGAGGUUUGUGCUAAGCAGGUGGCGUUGGAGUCCGUCACCGUUGAGGAUGAGGACCCACUGUGCGUCCGGAUUCUAAUGAGGGUGCACAACAUCUGCUACCAGAAAGCCGUGUUCGUCCGCAGGACUUUCGACGGCUGGACCAGCUUCUACGACCUCCUUGCCGAGUACGUGCUGGACUCGAACGAUGGCGCCACGGACCAGUUCGCGUUCCGUCUCUCGCUGCCACCACUCCUGGCACUGGAGGGCACCACCAUGGAGUUCGCCGUGCGUUUUGAGACCCCCUUUGGCUCCUUCUGGGCCAACAAUGGGCAGACGAACUACAGCCUCGUCUGCUGCUGGGCAGAUGAUGUGGACGGGAUUGGAGCGGCGGUGACACCUGCUGCUGAGGAGGAGUCCGCAGACAAGAACUUGAGGAGCUGUCUCAAGACGAAAAGCUGGGAGGCCUCUCCAGAGACACUGCAGGCCGAGGACGUCGCUGACGACAUGAAGGUGAAUGAUCUUGGAACUUCAGACCCACUUCACCCAAGCCAUCUCAAGCCCAGCAGUUCAAUGGAGAAUUUUGUGCCACUGCAGCUGAUGGUGACGAGUCCAACUGGAGAAGAGAAGGUGCUUGGAGGAGGAAAUGAAAACAACCGGGAACUUAGGCUGCAAGUCGGAGGACAAGAGGGCACCCAUGCUGAAUCGCCUGCAGACACUGGAGAAAUCAAGAAGCCUGAAAAACGGUCCAGAUUUUCAAGAAACAAGCGAAUCGCGGCUCUUUGCAAGAAAAUGAAAGAUGAGGGUGGAAUUCACCCAUUCUCUCACAUCAGCCUCGACGACGUGGAAGGGAAUGACAACACUGACGAUUCCUCAAGUGAAGCAACUUCACCGGCUGCUAAUUUUGAAGCCGACUCUGAGAAUAAUAAUGUGUUGGACAAUGCCAGUUCGAUGAUCCACCGGGAUGCCGAUUCGCGCAACGAUAAUUUGGCAACUUCCAAGGACGCCACUGAUAUGGUCGAGCCAUCUGCUGAUGCGGACCGGAACGAGGACCCUGACCGUGCUACGCGAACCGAAACCGGCGCGGCGCAGCGACGCGUCGAGCUCGCCAAGAUGACGGAGGUCGAAGUGAGCACCGUGCAGACUGUUGUGAGGAGCGAGUUGCCAGUGGCCACCAAGUUGGACGACGAUCGCUCCAGGGUGCUGGUCCAGAACGACGAAGAGGUGGGGGGGGAGGCCGCCUCUGGUGAUGGUCCUUCGUCGGCCAGCGAGCAGGGCGCAGAGGGGAGUGCCGAGGGUUUGAUGAGCACUUUGCGGCAGGAGCCGGCUGCGGACUUCAACAUGAACAUGCCAACGGACGGUGACGCCGCCUUCGAAUCGGUGGUAGUGGUGCCGCCGGCGGCGGCGCGCAGGCCGACGGAAAACGCUUACUCGCAUUACGAGAGCUACGAGGACCUCCGGAUUGUAGGUGAAGCUGAAACGACUGCUAACCCCGGCGAGUGCAUUGAUGACUCCCCCACGUCGCUCGGAGUGGAUGAGGGCUGGGACGUGGAGGGGAACAAAGCGGCGGGCGUAGAUCUACCAGGAACAACCGCCGCGGGAUGCUCGGAAAAAGAUGUGCAAUUGAACUACUCCAAAGAUGACGCAAAUGAAGCACUUGAGGCACAGGCGGAAUUGAACGUUUGUGACGAACCGCAAGCUCCGAUCGACGUCGAUGAUCAUGUUGUUGCUGCUGCUGAAAGGGCUGCAGUGACCGAGUGUGAUGUUUCGGUGCAGACUGAAGAUGCCAGUCUCUAUGAAGAGGUCUUGCCGGCGGAUCUCAAAGGCAGUGAAUAUUUGACCGAAGUGGUUUCCAUGCCGCUGCAGGCUUUUGAGAUGGCCAAUGUUUCCUACUCAACUCGUCUGCACGAACAUCGUGCUCCAACAGAACACUCGGAGUGCGAGCUCGAUACUGCAGACGCCGUUGUUCAGCACGCAGAGGAGGCUCCUGCAGAUUUUAGUCGAAAUAGCAAUGAGUUGCAACACGACUCGAUAUCGUGCGUUCAUGCCGGAGGGAAAUUGGAGGAGUUUUUGCGUCCCGAAGAACCAGUCGGAAUGGAUACAAGCUGUGAUGACGUGCAGUUGGGUGAAGAAUUGGCUCCUUGUGCGUAUGUGUUGUCAAAACAAGCGGCACUGGGUGAAUACAAAUCGGUACAGGAAACGCACGAAACCUCGGACGACGACUCCAUAACCCCAACUAAUGUCAGCCAAGAGCACUCGCCAGAAGUCUGCCAGGGCAAUGAAAUGGCCAAAGGGCAUACUGAGACCGAUCUGAAUCCAGCGAGCGAGGACUCUUGGGAAGAUUAUGAAAUUGUGGAAGAAACGCCAGCUGUGGAAAGUUCAACUGAGGGGGUGCUGCUGGAUUCAAGUGAUGGAAAAGCUCAUGCAGCACCGGAAGCCGAAACUGUUGGUGACUUUUCGUGCACGCCAAGCGACCCGGCCCCCUUGUGUCACGGGCACGCCGGUGCAGCCGAGGCGGCGGAAGAACGGGAGACGGCUGUCGAGCAGACCCUGCCAAUCCAGGAAACCCCCUGGGUGGCCGAUAGUCCAUUGCUCCAGGUGGAACCGUGGGUAACAGGGGUAACACAAGAUGUGAUCGUGAAGUCGUCUCCCGUCUCCGCUAAAGAAUUGGACGAGGGUAGCGAGUGCGUGCCCGCGCGUGGAAUGCAUGCUGACCGCGAGCACGAAGUUCCUGCGGAGGGGUUGGCUGGGAUCUCCUAUCCGGUUGAUGAACAAGUCCAAGAACUCCUGGAAAGUUCAGAAAUUAUCUGUUCAGAACCACGCCUUCUGGAAAGUUCAGAGAUGACCUGUUCAGAACCACUGCUUGUGGAAAGUUCAGAGAUGAUCUGUUCCGAGAUGAUCUGUUCAGAACCACUCCUCCUGGAAAGUUCAGAGAUGAUCUGUUCAGAGACCUGUUCAGAGAUGAUCUGUUCAGAACCAUGCCUUAUGGAAGGUUCAGAAAUGAUCUGUUCCGAGAUGAUCUGUUCAGAACCACUCCUCCUGGAAAGUUCAGAGCUGAUCUGUUCAGAGACCUGUUCAGAGAUGAUCUGUUCAGAACCACGCCUUCUGAAAAAUGCAGAGAUGAUCUGUUCAGAGAUUAUCUGUUCAGAACCACUCCUCCUGGAAAGUUCAGAGAUGAUCUGUUCAGAGACCUGUUCAGAGAUGAUUUGUUCAGAACCACGCCUUCUGGAAAAUGCAGAGAUGAUUUGUUCAGAGAUUAUCUGUUCUGAGAUCUGUUCGGAACCACUCCUUCUAGAAAGUUCAGAGAUGAUCUGUUCAGAGAUCUGUUCAGAGAUGAUCUGUUCAGAACCACGCCUUCUGGAAAAUGCAGAGAUGAAUUGUUCAGAGAUUAUCUGUUCUGAGAUCUGUUCGGAACCACUCCUUCUAGAAAGUUCAGAGAUGAUCUGUUCAGACAUGAUCUGUUCAGAAUCGCGCCUUGUGGAAAGUUCAGAGAUGAUCUUUUCAGAACCACACGUGCAGCUUCAAGACGACCCAUUAUUCGCAGUUGUCCCGCCAAAGCCCAUUCAGAAAGAUGUAAGCAUUGUGAGAGAUGCUGUUGAUACUGUGACUGACUUGGUACCCAGUGUGGAAGAUAAUCAGUGCAUUUUACAAUCUGCUGUUUUAGAUCAACUCCAGCUGGAUUCAUUAUCUCAUGCUGAAGAAGACAAUGCUCUAGACCCCUUUCUAAAGGUGGCAAAUCAGACAUUGUGCAUCACUGAAGCAUCUCCACUGCCUCACCAGCCCAUUGGUGAUGUAGUUAAAGUCCAAGAAACAACUGACAUCGAGCAGAACUUUUCAGUGCAGGAAACUCGGCCUGUGGCGCAGGUGUAUCCAUCCUAUAAUGAUUUCGCACUGCAGGCGACGGUUACAGAAAGCCUGCCGACGAGUUCCACACCAAGGGUCCGUCACGUGGACCAUACAGUCAUGGAGGAGCGUGAGAAUCAUCCGACUGAUGUGCUUAGAGAGGAACUGCAGCAGCAGGAGGAGGAGCAGGAGGAGGUUGACGUUCAAACGGCUAACGUCCUGGUAAAAAAGAAGACCCAAAUAUCACACUUGGGUGAAGAGAGCGUGAAGCGUUACUUCGAAAGCGGCGACGCCGAUGCACACUUUCCUGUCGAUGCCUCCGACUUGAACCUGCAGUAUGAAGAAGUGCCGCUGUCAGAGUUCAUGUCGGAUGCAGCGGGACUUGGAGAGGCGUCGCCGUGUGAGAUAAACGAAGAGGUCAGUGUUGCGAGCGUCAUUGUUGAACCGGGCAGCUGUAAUCUGUCCGACGUAGAUGAGGACGCUGAACUAGAUCAGGAUGUUGAAGAAGCUCCCGAUCUAGAGCACUAUAUGGAGCAAUUCAAGCCAAAUCACGACUUCUCAGAUGUGACGUUAAACAUUCAGGCCAUUCAGGAGGCAUUGCUGGGAGCGAUUCGCCCAUUAGUCGACCUGCCAGACAGUGAGGAAAUUGAAGCUGUAUCCUCUCUUGUUGAACCGCAGCCCAGAGACAGAGGUUUUGAAUCCACGGAAGUAACAGUUUGGAAUAGACCCUUUCUUGAAACAUUUUCAGCUGUAGAAUCCUACGUGAUGACAGAGCAGCCAGGACAACUUGGGGAGACACCUGAUUUAACCCCAGAGAUCAAAUACCAGCACGAAUUAGAGUUUCCAAAAGUGCCAAACCAAACGCAGUGGUUCCCCGAAACAUCUGCUGUGCCCAACGAACGCGUCGACGAUCUCCUGAAAUUGAAAGAAACAAGUUUCAUUGAGAAGACCCCACCAGAGGAGCGAACCCAUUCACUGGAGGAACAUUGGGCAGCUGACUCGAGCGUGACGGAUGAUCCAGCUGCGGGGAACGGAACUCAACAUGACCUUACAAGGCGAGAGUAUGUCGAAGACGACGAACAAACGUCCGGUUGUGAAACCCACGUGCUUCUGGCCGAGGGGACCGAUAAAACUGAUGCCCUGGUGGAGCCCAUCAUUACGCCAGAGCAGCUAAACAGGAUCGUGGGCAUGGUGGAAGAGAACGUCAGACGCUUUUUGGAAGCCAACGCCGCCACGCUGCAGGCAUCGCCAGACGAUGCCGGCUUGGCGGAGCGAUGUUUACCGGAGGGCGAGGAAGACUGCGCAGGGCCUUGCGCGCAGCCUGAAGGGGGGGAGAUGGUGCCCACAGAUCACCUCGAAGAUGCACAAGGAGACGAACUCGCGGAGGAGACUAAUUUCGAAAGCUAUGCUUUUAAACCUCCGCUGAAACUCGCCGAAUUUUGAAACCCCUUGGGAUGCUCUUGCCGCGUCUUCGUGCACUCAAGGAACUCGUGAUUUGGAGGCCUCUGCAGACGUCGUUCAACCCGCUCGGUUGCUGCUCACCUCGGUUGCGCCGGCCGUAAGCAAGGACGACGGCGCGGUAACUCCUGAACUAGAAUCCGUUGACCGGUGGUUACUUGAAACCCCGCCUCUAUCGCGUCGUCGUCCGGCGAGUAGGAUUAAUGAAGGACUACUUGACGAGGAUGCCGUGCCCCAGUCGCCAGUGGAGCAGCAUCUCGCUGAGGAGAAACGGGUCGGAGAAGAUGCGCCUGCAGCGGGAGAAGGCGACGAAGAUGUGUGGGAUAAUGAUGAGGAUGAUGGGGUUGACUUGCGUUUUGAGAACCAAGAACUGUAUAAAGAUUUGGAGCCUCGUGUUGCGUAUGAGGAGCUAAACAAAGAUGUAGACUCGUUCGAAGAAGACGAAGAAAAGCAGUACCCGGAAACAAGUGUUGUAGACUUGCAGCUGGAAGAAGAGAAGGCUGACUUGAAACGAGAGCAAGCAGUAUCAACAGGUACCAUCUUUCUUCACUCGGAACCGCAAGUGCAACUUCAAAGUCGGUCCGUGUCUGGCUCUGUCUUGGCAGAGCCUGAAGUUGAAGUGCUCCCAGUAUGUGAUGAAAUGGAAGCGGUAGGUGUAAAGAGUAAUGUGGUUGAAGCAGGCUGUGACUACAUAUUAAAUGUACAAGAUACUGUCGCAGAUGAAAGCCUCUCUGAGGAGGCCCAAGUGUCGCAGGGAUCGUUGAAUGAAUUGCCAAUGUCAAAGAGGGGAAUUUAUGACCUUGCCACCAAAGUUGACCUUGACUCUGCAUGUGACCCGUCAAAAGCAUUUGGGGAGGAAGAGCAGCUCCGUGAAACUCGCCUCUUGACCGAAGUUGGAGAAAUCCGGGACAUUCUGCAGAGCAUGCUCGUGGAGGUGAAUCAGCCGGUGGAACGGUUCACACUGCGAGACUCCGCGGAGGGAAAAGACGCCCUUGCCAGCAUCAUUGAGGAAUGCGGCGAGACCAAGGGGAUCGUGGGAAAUGCGCUGCGGGGCAUCGCCGACGCCAGUCCGGAGGAACGGGAAGAGCCACGUGCGACCGAAGGCUCUCCUCCGCUCGAAGGCGAUCUGCACUCGUCUCGUCACUCGCAACCCGACUCGUCCCACGCGGCUCAAGCGCUCGGCGAUUCUGAAGGGCGCCCUGGCGCCGCAGCCGACGGCGAUGGCGGCGACGAGUCGGCCGAGCAGCCGGUUCCUGACGCGAACAAAGCGAGGCCCAAGCCAAGAAGGCCCAGGCCGGCGUUCCCGACCAUCAUCGUGAACGAGGUGAUUCCGGAAGAGGAUGAGAGCCGGGCAGUUCGUAGAGGACGACAUCUCCCCGCCCGGAGCUUCGGGCUGGGACCAUGUCACCGCCGAGCCCUCUGGGGGGGGAGGCGAGGUCAGGCAGAGGAGGGGGUGGGUGGCGUCGGCCACGGCGGUUGCAGACGCGAGCCCGAGCUACAAGCGGCUGCAGCAGGUGUUCGAGAAGGUUUUGUACUUCCUCGCUUUUGUCGUUUUCCUCGUGGCCUUGUACCACUACGACAUUGUGGUGUGUUGCGCACUUUACGUUGUUUCCUUGGGUGUCCUUUACUACGAGAACGAGAUAACAGAGUCCGGGCACAGGCAGUAUCAACCCGGGGAGUGAAUAGCUAGAUUUUGACAUGAAGUUAUUUUAAAAGUGGUUUUAAGUACAGUUAUAGGUUAUGCAAUAAUGUUAACGAUGCCAGUUUAUAAUUAUCUCAAUUUGGUGUUGAUAGAUUACAUCUGAGGGAUUGUUCUCCUUGUUUGUGAGCUGUUUGGUACUUAGGAUAUCUUGUAAAAAGUGUAAAAUGACUUGGCGUUCAGUCAUCCUUAGUCUAUUUUUAUAAGCAAUAGAUCAGUUGUCCAUACUUGCACAACAUUUAAAAACCUUCAAACCCACACCAUGCACACACCAUUAACUAUGAGCAGUUGCAAAGUAAAAGCAUAAUUUAUAGCGUGUUUAAAAAACAUACUGGCAUCGAAUACUUUAAAAAAAUCACCUUCAAUAGCGUGAUAAUUUCUUGCGUAAUGGUAGAAGAUUAACUGAAUGUAACAUAUAUGUGCAAAAAAAGGAUUUGGGAUAUUUUUGUUCGGAUAAAGACAUUAACAGCUCUGGAUUUUAUAUGGGGGGAAUAUGUAAUUGUCCGGCAGUUACUAAAGCGCAGUCGGACUGUGUGCAAGUAGCUGUCGUUAUUUCCGUACAUUUCAAGACGUUGCAGUGAAGCUGUGUUUUUUUUCCCUUCAUUGUUUUGUUGUUGGCAUCAGCCUCCUCGGAUCGUUUGAAGCAGCUUCCACGUCGUCAAAUAACCGCUUUUACCUCUUUCGUACCUUGAGCAAUAAUGGGGAAGACUCGCUUGGGCUAAACACACGGCAAUGUUAGCGGGGCACUAGCUUUUUGUAAAGGAAAUCUUUUGGAACGCGUUGGGUGCCACUCGUCCUCCAAUCGGCUUGCGAUGCAAUUGGCGCAACGGCCAAAUUUCGCGUUUUGAGGGCUUUGCACAUGCGCAGGCCAGUGCGUGCGCAAACUUCACGGACUUCUCGUACCGCGAACCUGCAGUAGCGUGUAGGCGAAUUGAGAGUACGGCGAGUGUCAAUGCUGAAUUUGUGGCGUGUAUCAAAUAAUACACGAGGAUUUGUAUAAAGCGGCUUGGCUUCAAAGCAUCGCGCGAUAACCCCCCCCCCCCCCCCCUUUCCCUUCCAUUGGUGUGAAUUUGGUCCUGGGGGUUGAACUUUAAGGCAAGAUGGUCAAGGCUUUUUUACAUUUCAAUCCGUCACCUCGAUCCAUAAUGAACGUCUCCCAAUUAACAUGGAGGAAUUCAUAAGUUUUCAUGAAAUAAAUAGCCUUGACAGCGUGUGUUGCCUUCUUGAUGGUGUAGUAGUGCGUCUUGGUCCACUGUUUUCGAUGCGGCAUCAACAGCCGUUGCUAUAUUAGCAGUACAGUUUGGGCCCUCCAGGCAAUUCUGGCCCCUCCACCAGUUAGCCUGCGAUCGAUAGAGAUGGACUUGUAUUAACACUGACAUUUGUAACUUUAUUUUAAAGUCUUAGCAUGUUGGCGUGCUCCUGCAUGCAUUCUUCACAGACGGUCUUCCCCCAUCGCGUGUGUCCAAAUGCAGCCAAUGUAAAUUGUAUUUUGAGUAAUAAUCAUAAUAAUAAAUGUAUUACCGUAUCAAGAUGUGGUUUUCCCGAUUGACCACAUCUGACAAUGAGCGUUUUAUCGGUGCACGUGUUUUUAACUAUGCCCACCUACGUUGAGUUUGAAUGAAAGGUAACUCCAGAAGAUUACGAUGAAUGUUUAUUGAAAUGUUAAAGUGUUUGUUAUUUAAGGAAAUAAUAAGGGGCAGUGCAAACACAGGUCUGCGUUGGGAAUUCACUUUGGGUAUGUCUAAAGGAUAUUUAAAAUUUUAACUAUUAAAUAACGACCUAUAUCAGGCCGAUGUGUACAAACUUGUGACUUGGGUUUCUGAAUUACUUGCAUCCAUGACAUUUUGCCACUAAAAUUUACAUUUUAUAAGAUCACCAUUGUGAUGUUGUUAAGUCUACAAUAAAUCUAUAUUAAAUGUUCCUAUUUUAUCAUUAAAAUCUUCUGCAGUGGCAAUGUGGACAAUAAAGAUCUCGUGACCCCCCCCCCCCUCCUACAUUUACAAGAGUAACCCCUGAUGUGCCAUAACCAAACUCCAAACCUCGGCUUCGUGCAACUAAAUAUAUAUUUUAAAAUGUAACAUUGUCUUGCCCACCUCCCAUUCUCAGGUCCCCGCUUUCUUUAACACGGCUCGCGAAUCUCGGUGGCCUCGUCUGGUUAAACAACUAACACGAAAUGGAGUUAAUUAUACGGUGAUUUAAAGUGCUGCAUUUCCCAUUCGCUCCCAUCCCAAGACCGGCUUUAACACACUUUUGCCGCGACGCCCCAUCCCAGGAUUCGCCUCCACCACACGAUGUGGUCACGUCGACCGCCGCACUUUUUGGCAUGAAGCUCGAGCCACCUGCUUUGUGUGUACAAGGCGGGGAGGGGGGGUCGUCUCGCGAGUGUGGUCCCUGUCCAAAACUCGAUUUGUUGAAUGUGGGAGCCUGCACGGAACACCGCGUUCAGGCCGGCGGGUUUGAUAACCGGGGCCUAAAAAUAGGGUCGUGCCAACCGUGCGUCUCUGGCGUCACGUGGCCGGUUGAACCUGCGGUGGUGGAACGACGAAGGGAGCAGCACGUGUUGGUUUCUGUGCUGUUCGUACAGCACAGGGAGGUUAUAAGACGGCUUUUGUGCGGGACAAAUAGGAAUACGCAUAGACGCGCGCCGCCUUUCCUUGAGUUUUCGUUGUCGCGACCCCCCAAGGUCGGCAUUGAAUUGAAGUUGGGACUAGAGUUACGUCGGCGUGAGUUUGAAAUGGUUAAUUUUUUUUCACCAUUGUUCGUGAACAGUUUUGCCGAGCCGGCAGGAAAGAAACGAGGUGAUAUUUUUUUACACGCGUUUCAAGGACUUUAUUUUCGAUUGUUCAUGAGCGACUACUUUGGUUCGAGUUGUGGUGAAGAGUUUGAUGGCUCAAGUUGUUGUCAAUGUUUUCGUUAAGCCCUUGUAGUACGCAUUAUUUUCUGAAAUAUAUUCUUGUCAUUGUUUUUAGAACAUUGAUUAUCCAUAAUUUGACGUGAUUGCUCAAAUUACGUCAAAUACAUAUCCCCGCAAUUUAAGUACAAAGUAUUAUUUGGGUGCCGUAAUUACCCUGGCAAUUUCCAAAACGAUCACCACUAUGAAAUGUUACACAGUGCAUUUAAUUGUGCACUUUGCGAGUGUCGUAUGUAGUCGCGGACAACACACUUGUAUUAAUCAUAAGACACUGGGUAGCCUUGUUCAUUUACUCUAACCUUUGUAAAAUACAGCGUGUUAAACUUUUCGCGAUUUAAAAAGCCUGGCAUUUUAGUCUCCAACAUUUAUUUGGGUUUCAUCUGCCUUGCAGAAAGAGUGACCCAUUGCACCAGAAAUUAAUGAAUGGACAAAACCAGCACCCAUUCUGGUUCGCAUGCAAAAACCGCGAACGGUCAAGCGUGAGCACGGGCAAUAUUACCUGUCUAUUGUCUCUUUAUUGGCCCUCAUUUCAAUUAAGUUGUUGAUUGCAAAGGCCGUAGGACAUUUCAAUUUGGGUCCAGAAAUGAAAUUAAACAUUGAUCUGCUGUGCAUACAAAGACUCGGCCUUGUUGGAAUUAAAAUGACUUUGAGUACAUCAUUCACAAAACUGUUUAUAUUUUGGUGAAAAUCAAAUGAUUCGGGGGUACGGAACAAGGUAAUUGCACAACAUCGUUCGGAGUCGGCUUUGAUAAGUAUGCGGAGGCGCUCAGGUCAUUUUUAAGAAUGAGAUGCUAAAAAGGAAAUUGCACCGACUUAACACUUCUUCUCACGUCUCGUCGCUGAGUAAUAAUUACAUGGUGGCACUCGUGUUGAUGCUGCGAGGUUGCCAUUUGAAGAAAUAUUGUAGUCGUUCAUCUGUGCGCUCACGUUGCGUCCAAAAUAUUUCAGAAUGUUUGUUUCGAAGGGAUGGCUUGUAUCAAUUAACUGCAAAGCUUCCCACCUGCAGCGAUGUUUUUGUGGAGUGUUUUGUUUUUGGGGUGAUCGUUUUUUUAGGUAAUUCUCUAAACUGAAAAUCGAACUACGGCUGGCACGGAUUUUCUCACAGUCGUGCUGUAGAGCUCUCCCGUGUGUCAUUUGGAUUGUGUCGCUUGGUUCUCUGGCGCAGUGUCCAAACGUUUCGCUCCACACGUUUGUACCUUGAGGAGUUCCACUUCCUCUAGAACAACACGUGGUACAGUCAUACACUCGGCGGGAGAUCCAAGUCUGUUGCUAAUGAAUACAAGCAUAGCGUAGGAACAACUUGCAAGCAUAAGUAAUGUCUAGAGGUAUAAAUGUAAAGCAGGUUCUUAAGCUAAAAGGGAUUUUCACCGUACAAGCUUAGGCUAAUUGUAAUUCCAUUCUAAAUAUAUGCAAAUAGUUUUUUUUUAUAUAUACAGCGUGGUAGCACUAAACUUUUGAAAUGCAACCCAAUAACUGAAAAAGUUGCUUUUUUUGGGUUAAGGGUUUCUUUAUGAUAGCCAUACACAUUAGGAUAUGCAAACUGAAUAUGCUUUAAUGUUCAUUUGAAUCGGCCGUUUCUUUGCAGAGAUUACGUGAUUCUUUUUGAUUUUUCCGUAUCGUUAAGCAAACGUUUAAAUGAUAAGUAUGGAGACGUGCAUGCAAUUGUGUUUGAUGGUGGUGUUGAAAGCGGAUUCAGUUUUUUUGUGAUUUCUCAAAUGCUUAUGUUUUGACGAAAGUAUUCAUUGCUUCUCUUUUUAAAUUGUCACGUUUCUCUGCAGUGGGAUGGCAUUUUGCAAAUGCCUGUUUCAAUACAGUUAAAUCGGAGGCACCCUUUUAUGCUCUGCAAGUCCAUCCGUUUGGCAAUACUAUGAAUGCUAUAACUACUAAAUUAGCGUGUAGUGUGCAAUGUGUGUGUGCGCGCGCGUGGUUAGGGUUCUUGUCCACACUGUGUAUUUGAGGUUGCUCGUUUGCACUGUCGGCUUGCGUUGUUUAUUUUGUGUGCGUUUUUUGAGUGAACCAUUUGUUGUCUGCACUUGGGGACUGCUGUUUCAAGGGAAUUGAAGUGCAAUUAAAGAAAGAUGAUCUCC
Lethenteron reissneri (Far Eastern brook lamprey) is the source of this 13318-nucleotide messenger RNA. RefSeq lists its product as uncharacterized. Gene Ontology annotation, cellular component: protein phosphatase type 1 complex. Gene Ontology annotation, biological process: regulation of glycogen biosynthetic process. Gene Ontology annotation, molecular function: protein phosphatase 1 binding; glycogen binding. The record is from RefSeq and is a predicted model, not a curated record. Lineage: Eukaryota; Metazoa; Chordata; Hyperoartia; Petromyzontiformes; Petromyzontidae.